AUGAUGGCACGAUUUAUCGCCAGAUCAAUAUUCGAGGUCCCGUCGUCAGUUCCCAAAACGUACUUCCUAGGCCAUCACCAAGCUGGUGCUAGCAAGAUCAAAACCAUUAUCCCAAAUGUUUCCAUCGUUUUGGAAUGCAGAGAUUUCCGGCUUCCGCUGUCUACACAAAAUCCGACAUUAGAGCAAGCAAUAGGCGGGAGAGAAAAGCUAAUUGUCUACACGAAGUGCGAUCUUGGCACCGACUCGACAUCAGCAAGGACAGCUCUGAGGCGCAUAUACGGCGACAGAGUCCUGUUCUGGGACAAAAAUAAACUAUCGUCGACCCAACAGCUGCUUAAGGUCCUGAAGCAAACAGCUAGGUCGGUUGACUCACUUGUUGGCCUAAGGGCACUGGUUGUGGGAAUGCCCAAUGUUGGUAAAAGCACCUUGCUCAACUCACUCCGGAAUGCUGGCAUUACUGGGAAAACCGCAAAAGCUGCUAAAACUGGUGAUCAAGCUGGAGUAACCCGAAAAGUUGGAACGGCUGUGCGAGUCGUUCCUUCCGAAGAGAAUGGCGGUGUUGGUGGCGGUGUCUUUGUUUUGGACACACCUGGCAUUUUUCAACCCUACGUUGAAGACGGCGAAACCAUGAUAAAGGUGGCGCUAGCGCAUGGCAUAAAAAAAGGACUGAUUCACGAUGAGAUCUUGGCGGACUAUCUGCUUUUUCGCAUGAACUCAUGGAACCCGGCGCUAUACGCCCGCUAUUGCGAACCGACAAACGACAUCACUGAGUUUUUGACUGCUGUAGCGAUACGUGAAGGAAAACUCAAAAUAGGGGGGGUACCGAAUCAUCAAGAAGCUGCCGCGAAGCUGCUGUCUCAGUGGCGUGAGGGAAAACUAGGGAAAUACGUCUUAGACGACUUGUCCGAACAGUCUAUUCUGGCUCAUCAGGCACUGCUCCUUAGACCACAACAAAGCAUGCACCAGGCGAAAAAGCUGCGUCGAGAGGAGAAAGCUGCCUCUUCAGCAAAUGUCGGAUAA
This is a messenger RNA of [Torrubiella] hemipterigena, 1020 nucleotides long. The record is from the annotation of a GenBank genome assembly. Lineage: Eukaryota; Fungi; Ascomycota; Sordariomycetes; Hypocreales; Clavicipitaceae.